Molecule: messenger RNA, 471 nt
Organism: Podarcis lilfordi (Lilford's wall lizard)
Lineage: Eukaryota; Metazoa; Chordata; Lepidosauria; Squamata; Lacertidae
Source: the annotation of a GenBank genome assembly
AUGAUCAUUCUUGUCGACAGCUGCAGUAUUUGUCCCAGCAACUUGACUGGUACCAAGUCCAGUCAGUUCAGUAGGAGUUUGCACUUUUACAGGGAACAAGCAACUGAAGCUGUAGAGCAUGACCCAUCCUGGCUAGGUUUUUUGGGUGGGGGAACCAACAAACUGAAAAGUUGUAUUUGGAAAAGGGUACGGUGUAGCUCUGUUUUUGGGCUGCAUACAAUUUCAUUUCUAGAAAUAGAAGGCAAUUAUUUUGUGAAUGCUUGUUACUUAGAUUACAAUAGCAAGAUCCAACAUUGCAACAGCAGAUACAGUGAGACUUCACCUCCUCCCCCUGUAGCCCAUCAAUGUGCUCCAACCCUCAACAGCAUGUUUGAGGGGAGUGAAAUGGCAGAACUGUUUUCAUGUGCAAGUCCACUGACACCCCAUGUGGUCAAACAAUUAUCACUGUUUUUCUAUGAAGAGCUAAUUUAA